CUUUUUUUUUCUCUUCUUCUCUACUCACCUUUCUCUCUUUCUAAUACUCUUCUUCUCAUCUUUCUCUUGCACCCUCGUCGCUUUCUUGCUUUCUUUCUUUCUUUUAAAAGCCCUUUGGUCUUCUUUCUUUAUUCUUUCCUUCUCUCCUUUCCUUUCCGUUCCUUUCCUUUCCUUUCCUUUCCUUUCCUCUAAACAUUUUAUCCGUUCCAAUACCACUUCUUUCACUAUGCAGGCCAUCAAAUGUGUUGUCGUCGGAGAUGGAGCUGUUGGAAAGACCUGUCUUCUCAUCAGUUACACCACCAAUGCUUUCCCAGGCGAGUACAUCCCUACAGUAUUCGACAAUUACUCUGCCAAUGUGAUGGUCGAUGGAAAACCUAUCAACCUCGGUCUCUGGGACACAGCCGGACAGGAAGAUUAUGAUCGCCUCCGUCCAUUGUCCUACCCCCAAACGGAUGUUUUCCUCGUCUGCUUCUCACUCGUCAGCCCUCCCUCAUUCGAAAACGUUAGCACCAAGUGGGCACCCGAGAUCAAACAUCAUGCACCAAACGUCCCUACGAUCCUCGUGGGCACAAAGUUGGAUUUGCGUGAUGAUAAAGACACACUCGAGAAACUGAAUGAGAAGAAGAUGACCCCGAUCUCAUACCCCCAAGGACUUCAGAUGGCCAAGGAGAUCGGUGCAGUCCGUUACCUCGAGUGCUCAGCCCUGACCCAAUCAGGAUUGAAGAAUGUCUUUGAUGAAGCCAUCCGUGCAGUCCUCUGUCCAGUCCAACCUGCCAAGAAGUCAAAGAAGUGCUUGAUCUUGUAACAAAAAAGGGAUUUUCUUUUAGUAGUAGUAUAUCCUUUUUCUUUUUCUUUUUCUUUUCAACUUUUUACUUUUUCAUGUAAUACCUUUUAAUGCUUUUUUUUUUUUUGUGUAUGUG
Messenger RNA from Lobosporangium transversale, 920 nucleotides. Its product is annotated as rac gtpase. The transcript has 5 exons. Gene Ontology annotation, molecular function: GTPase activity; protein kinase binding; GTP binding. NCBI's taxonomy places the organism in Eukaryota, Fungi, Mortierellomycota, Mortierellomycetes, Mortierellales, Mortierellaceae. Gene Ontology annotation, cellular component: cell projection; cytoskeleton; cytoplasmic vesicle. The record is from RefSeq and is a predicted model, not a curated record. Gene Ontology annotation, biological process: establishment or maintenance of cell polarity; actin filament organization; cortical cytoskeleton organization. Bases 227 to 805 code for a protein of 192 amino acids.